Messenger RNA from Cutaneotrichosporon cavernicola, 1401 nucleotides. RefSeq lists its product as uncharacterized. Bases 1 to 1401 code for a protein of 466 amino acids. The record is from RefSeq and is a predicted model, not a curated record. The transcript has a single exon. NCBI's taxonomy places the organism in Eukaryota, Fungi, Basidiomycota, Tremellomycetes, Trichosporonales, Trichosporonaceae.
AUGCUCGACGCCUCAUUCUUCCCUCACAUUGUGGACCUCAUCUUCAAGUUUGCGCCGCACGCUUCACUCCUCCGUCUCCGCACGGUGUCAAACGACUUCCGCUCCACGGCCGACCAGUGGCUAGUGGCAGGUCGCCUCAUCGUCACCCCGUCAACAAGGACCAACGGUAAGAUAUCAUGUUGCCUUACCAAUUCAUUGGUCAACAACGGCGGCGGUUCCGACCCGUCCCAGCUGGGCAACUGGCAACGGCCCCAGCGCAGAUUACAGUAUGUGGAGGAUUUCGCGGACGACCUCCAUUUCAGACUGGUAGUUUCGUCGCAACGUGGACGGGUCCCUGCCUUCGCUGCCCUCGACCUCGACGACAAGACCUUGUGUUACCCGGACACAAAUGACCUAAGACACACUCGCAUCCUUGACUUUGUCGGUAUCGGCAUGCUGCUGAGUCCGCGGUAUGGCGAGAUCCCCCAAUUCCCCCCUUUCCCAGUCGAUCUUCCUAUGCCCACAUCCCUCCAUCGGCCCCACAUAACCGUCCGCCAUCUACACAGGCUGCAGGAAGACAAUAGAGGUGACCUUGACCUCAUUCACAGUCUGCGACCUUCCAAACACUCCGCCAACGCCCAGGAGACCCUCGUCGUUUUCUCGACGCUGCCAGAGCUAUGGCGUCCUACCAAUGAUCUCCCUGCCUCGCUACGCCCAUCCGCGGUGCCGACGAAACCUAGCCCCAUUCGUCGCAUUAUAAUCAACAUCGUACUACACCCACAAGACCAGCUCCACUCUCAAAACCUACAUCGUUUCCCACCACUAUACGCCUCCGAGAUUACCUUCGUCUUCCAUCGGGCCGCCUAUCCUAUCACUUACAAUAGCGACCACGACCACGACUGCGACUAUGACAUCUUUACUGAUAGUGAUACUACCGACGACCCUUAUCCCUUUUACGAUGUCGAGGACAACUACCCCUACUCGAUCGCCGACACACUCGGGUUGGUGCUCGAGAUCAUCGGUGGGGCGCUAGGCGCCGGGUCUGCGAUUACGUUGGUGGGGCUCGAAGUGUUCACGGAACCUUGGCCGAAAGAGCCCAACAACAACCGGGAUGAGAAUGAUCCUAUUUGGCGCAUUCUUCUGUGGGGCCAUUUGAAUUGCGUGUGGAUGCUGGAAGAGGGGUCCACUUUUAGCCCAAACGAAGGCGAUGACCAUGACGACGACGACGACGACGACGACGACGAUUACCAACACCCAACCGUGAUCAUACCCACCCCUGACGAUCAAGGGAAUGUCACCGUCAAGCUCAUCAGAACCAAUACCGAUGUCACUAUCAAGUUCAUGACUCUUGCCGACUUCCGCGCCGAGCUUGGCCCCGAGCGUGCUGGCAUCGAGACGACUGAGAGGGGCUGGUUGGUGUAG